Messenger RNA from Papaver somniferum (opium poppy), 1763 nucleotides. Its product is annotated as la-related protein 6C-like. Bases 196 to 1416 code for a protein of 406 amino acids. Gene Ontology annotation, biological process: RNA processing. The transcript has 10 exons. NCBI's taxonomy places the organism in Eukaryota, Viridiplantae, Streptophyta, Magnoliopsida, Ranunculales, Papaveraceae. Gene Ontology annotation, molecular function: mRNA binding. Gene Ontology annotation, cellular component: nucleus. The record is from RefSeq and is a predicted model, not a curated record.
AGUGUAAUGAAAAGCAGAGAGUGAGAGAAGAAAUGAUGUCCAUAUUUAGGCGGGAAAUGUGGAAAUAGAAAGUUUGUUACACAAUCAAAAACAACACUCUUUCAAUUUUGAUCAUCAUCACCAUCACCACCAUUACAGAAAUAAAGAAACACAAAAUUGUAUAAUUCUUAGAAUUAAUUUACCUUAAACAGAGAUAUGUCUUCUGAAAUACAAGAAGAAAAUAAAAAUGAAACAACAACAGCAAAAAUGGAGAUGAAUAAUUUCAAAUUCAAUGUACAUGCACCUGAAUUUGUUCCAAGAACACAACCACAACAACAACAAACCCAAAUGCCAAUAUCUGGAUAUAUUUAUCCAUGUAUUCAUUUUCUUGGUUCUACUAGUAAUGGAUCUGAUUGGUAUUAUGUUGCAGAUCAAGAAACAAUUCAGUUAAUUCCUAAUUCUUCUAACAUAACACAAAGGCAUUCGAAGAAUUUCCUCACUGAAGAUAUUCGACAUAAGAUCAUUAAACAGGUGGAAUACCAGUUCAGUGACAUGAGUUUAUUUGCAAGUGAUAUCUUGAUGAAACAUAUUAGUAAAGAUCCUGAAGGUUACGUUCCAUUAUCUGUUAUUGCCUCUUCAAAGAAGAUUAAAUCCCUCGUUAGUAACAGCCAUUUGCUCAUCCAAGCACUGCGAACAUCCUCUAAACUUGUUGUUAGUGAUGAUGGCAAGAAGGUUAAGCGUAAACACCUUUUCACGGAAAGAGACAAAGAGGAUUUGCAGGCGCGUACUGUUGUGGCAGAAAAUUUACCCGAGGAUUACACUCACCAAAAUCUUGAAAAAAUCUUUGGCGUGGUUGGAAGUGUGAAGACAGUUCGGAUAUGCCAUCCCCAGGAAUCCAAUGUUUCUCGUCCUAAAGGAGAUGUACUUAUUAGUAACAAGCUCCACGCUCUAGUGGAAUACGAAACUGUCGUCCAAGCAGAGAAAGCAGUUGAAAAGUUAAAUGAUGAAAGGAACUGGAGAAAAGGCCUUCGUGUAAGAUUGCUGCUUAGACGCUCGCCAAGAUCUGUUAUGAAGGUGAAGGUCUAUGACCAUUUUGAAGGUGUCUCGGAAGAUGAGACUGCAUCCCCUGUAUCAGCGGAUGAAUCGUCGCAGCCUAAUAACGUGGAAGUACAGACUGAAAGCAAUAUUGAAGAUAAUACUGCUGGAUCAAAGAAAGGGUGGGCUCGAGGCCAUGGAAAAUAUCGCGGACGUUCUCAGAAUAAUUCCGCUCGUGGUCUAAUUGCUUCAUCCCCACAAUCAAGCUGCUUAGUCCAGUGUGAAGCAUCAAUUAAUACCAAUAAGCAGGCACCACGAGGACCAAGGAUGCCGGAUGGUACUCGGGGUUUCACUAUGGGGCGUGGGAAACCACUAACCAGUUCUGCUGCGCAACUAGAGUGAUGGUGGUGAGCAGUAAACUCAUCUGGCUUACUUCCAAGGGCAGCAUGCAGUUCUCUGUACGUAGGAGCUUUAAUCAUCUUUGCAACAUUUUAUCAAUAAUUCCCAAGUUAGUAUAUGAUGUAUCAGUAUUCAAAACAAAAAUCACAGUUACUGUCUCGACAAUUUUUUUUCUUUUCCUUCUCGUUUUUUUUCCCCGGAAAAAUGCUUGUUUUUCUUCAGUUUUGUAGAUGAUUUAUUGUUUUUAUAACCUUGGUUUUCAAAUAAUGAAAACAAAGUGUACAAUUUUGUUUCUGUUGUAAAAGAAAAGAAAAUGGUUUCUCUUUUAUGAAUCUUGGUUUCACUAGGUA